Molecule: messenger RNA, 1124 nt
Organism: Gossypium raimondii (Peruvian cotton)
Lineage: Eukaryota; Viridiplantae; Streptophyta; Magnoliopsida; Malvales; Malvaceae
Exons: 6
Coding region: 293-802 (169 amino acids)
Source: RefSeq, a predicted model, not a curated record
UCCCUUUUAGUGUGUUUUUAUAGUUCUUUAUUUGGUCUGUGAAUGAAAAAGAUGAAAAUUUCUGGGUUUUUGAUGCUUGGUAAUUUAGGAAGCCUUUAUUAUAAUCUUUUCGAGAUAUUUUUUUCUAUUUAUUUGAAGUUCAAUGAUUUGGAUAUUGGAAUAUAUAUUGUUUUUUCAUCUAACUUUCUCAAAUCCCAAACAAAAGACCCCUGGAAAAAAAAAAGGGUUCUUUUUAGAUUUUGAAAUAAAGGCAGAAAAAUGGUGAACUGUGAGCUAAACAGUUGCUGCAAUAAUGGCCAAGUUACCUUUCUGGUUACAAUUGGUGUCUUCACUGUUGUCAUUCUUGUUCUAUGAAGAACAGUGCUGUUGCUGCCUUUUAAGCUCAUUACAGUAUUCUUGCAUGAAGCAAGUCAUGCAAUUGCCUGAAACUUACCUGUGGUCAUUAGAAUGGAUCAAGGUUCAUGCAGAUGAAGGUGGAGUGACACAGACAAAAGGCGGUAUAUAUUGGGUGAUCUUACUUGCUGGAUAUCUUGGCUCAUCAUUUUGGGGGAUGGCUUUGAUUCUUGCAUCCACAAAUCUCCUCACUGCAAUAUUAGCUGCUGGUUGUUUUCUUCUUGCUCUCGUUGUCGUGCUCUUUUAUGAUGAACUAAUAUCUCAAGGAGUCAACUCCAGUGAUGCCGAGAAGUUUGCAGAAAUUUGUCCUUGCCCCUGCAAUGGAGUUGGAUGGGGGUUUAUAUGGGGAAUGAUAUCAUUCAUAUUUCUUGGUGCAUCAGUGUAUCUAGGACUUCUCAUCUUAGCUUGACCUGAGUUUCAAUUUCAGGUUCUGGGAUUGGUUGAAAGUCAUCUUAGUACUGGCAAGUUAUUAUUGUACAUCAUUCAGCACUGUGUUAAAAUGGAGGAUGCCAUUUUUCCUUAUUCAGAACAUAGUUUAUUUGUUUGUAAUUUGAUUCAUCAUUCAUCCAGUAAUGUAUUGUAGUGCAAUUCUGUUUUUGGUAUUAGAUAGUAACAGCUUGGCUUCAUUUUUUGUAACCCUUUCUCAUUUGGGCUCAGAUUCCUUUUUUUUUUUUCAGACUGCACUAGACUAAACCAGAUUGUAAAGUAAUAUUAUUUCCAGUUUUAAUUCA